Equus caballus (horse) is the source of this 5274-nucleotide messenger RNA. The record is from RefSeq and is a predicted model, not a curated record. NCBI's taxonomy places the organism in Eukaryota, Metazoa, Chordata, Mammalia, Perissodactyla, Equidae.
UUGGCCUUUGCGCCUGCGCGCUGCGGCCAGCUCAAGGACCCGGAUUUAAAGAGACAGGCGCUACAACCGUCGUGGCGGCGCGCGGCCUGGGGGCGCCUGGUCGGAGGCCUAUGGUGCGCGCCGGAGCCUGGAAGGCAGCUGUAUGACUCUGGCUUUCAAGAUCCUCUUCCCACCAGUCUUCCGUGCCCUCAGCCGAAGAGAACCCUGCCUGUUCCGAGAACAUCACUGGCCUGACACAAGACAGUUCAGCCAGUGGUCAGAAACAGACCUGCUUCAUGGGCGCUGCCUCCUCCACAGAAGAAAGCCAUUUCUGUCAUUCCAGGAAGGCAGUCUAAGACCGUGUGCCACCUGCUUUGUUUCCUUGCCAGGGUCGCAUGUGGGACUCUGCAGUGGCCCCUGUGAGAUGGCUGAGCAGCGGUUCUGUGUGGACUAUGCCAAGCGUGGCACAGCUGGCUGCAAAAAAUGCAAGGAAAAGAUUGUGAAGGGGGUGUGCCGCAUCGGCAAAGUAGUGCCCAAUCCCUUCUCGGAGUCUGGGGGUGAUAUGAAAGAGUGGUACCACAUCAAAUGCAUGUUUGAGAAACUGGAGCGGGCCCGGGCCACCACAAAAAAAAUCGAGGACAUCACGGAGCUGGAAGGCUGGGAAGAGCUGGAAGAUAAUGAGAAGGAACAGAUAAGCCAGCACAUUGCAGAUCUGUCUUCUAAGGCAGCAAGCACACCAAAGAAGAAAGCUGUUGUCCAGGCUAAGCUGACGGCCACUGGCCAGGUGACAUCUCCAGUGAAAGGUGCCUCGUUUGUCACCAAUACGAAUCCCCGGAAAUUUUCUGGCUUUUCAGCCAAGCCCAACAACUCUGGGGAAGCCCACUCAAGACCUACCCCUAAGAGAAGUCUGUCCUCAAGCAAGUGUGACCCCAAGCAUAAGGACUGUCUGCUGCGUGAGUUUCGGAAGUUGUGUGCCAUGGUGGCUGAAAAUCCCAGCUACAACACAAAGACCCAGAUCAUCCAGGACUUCCUUCGGAAAGGCUCGGCAGGAGAUGGUUUCCAUGGUGACGUGUACCUAACAGUGAAGCUGCUGCUGCCGGGUGUUAUUAAAAGUGUUUACAACUUGAAUGAUAAGCAGAUUGUGAAGCUUUUCAGCCGCAUUUUUAACUGCAACCCAGAUGACAUGGCACGAGACCUAGAGCAGGGUGACGUGUCAGAGACAAUCAGAGUCUUCUUUGAGCAGAGCAAGUCUUUCCCCCCAGCUGCCAAGAGCCUCCUUACUAUCCAGGAGGUGGACGAAUUCCUCCUGCAGCUCUCCAAGCUCACCAAGGAGGAUGAGCAGCAACAGGCCCUGCAGGACAUCGCCUCCAGGUGUACAGCCAAUGACCUUAAGUGCAUCAUCAGGUUGAUCAAACAUGAUCUGAAGAUGAACUCAGGUGCAAAACACGUGUUAGAUGCCCUUGACCCCAAUGCCUAUGAAGCCUUCAAAGCCUCACGCAACCUGCAAGACGUGGUGGAGCGGGUCCUCCGCAACGAGCAGGAGGUGGAGAAGGAGCCCGGCCAGAGACGGGCUCUGAGUGUCCAGGCCUCGCUCAUGACCCCGGUGCAGCCCAUGCUGGCGGAGGCCUGCAAGUCCAUCGAGUAUGCGAUGAAGAAGUGUCCUAAUGGCAUGUUCUCUGAGAUCAAGUACGAUGGGGAGCGAGUCCAGGUGCAUAAGAACGGGGACCACUUCAGCUACUUCAGCCGCAGUCUCAAGCCUGUCCUGCCUCACAAGGUGGCCCACUUUAAGGACUACAUCCCCCAGGCGUUCCCUGGAGGCCACAGCAUGAUCUUGGACUCUGAGGUGCUCCUGAUUGACAACAAGACAGGCAAACCACUGCCCUUUGGGACUCUGGGAGUGCACAAGAAAGCUGCCUUCCAGGAUGCUAAUGUCUGCCUGUUUGUUUUUGAUUGUAUUUACUUCAAUGAGGUCAGCUUGAUGGACAGGCCUCUGUGUGAGCGGCGGAAGUUUCUUCAUGAUAACAUGGUUGAAAUUCCCAACCGGAUCAUGUUCUCAGAAAUGAAGAGAGUCACGAAAGCUGCAGACUUGGCCGACAUGAUAAACCGGGUGAUCCGAGAAGGGUUGGAAGGGCUGGUGCUGAAGGACGUGAAGGGUACAUAUGAGCCUGGAAAGCGGCAUUGGCUGAAAGUGAAGAAAGACUAUUUGAACGAGGGGGCCAUGGCUGACACAGCUGACCUGGUGGUCCUUGGGGCCUUCUAUGGGCAAGGGAGCAAAGGUGGCAUGAUGUCCAUCUUCCUCAUGGGCUGCUACGACCCAAGCAGCCAGAAGUGGUGCACAGUCACCAAGUGUUCAGGAGGCCAUGAUGAUGCAACGCUCGCCCGCCUGCAGAAGGAACUGGACAUGGUGAAGAUCAGCAAGGAUCCCAGCAAGAUACCCAGCUGGCUGAAAAUCAAUAAGAUCUACUAUCCUGACUUCAUCGUCCCAGACCCAAAGAAAGCUGCCGUGUGGGAGAUCACAGGGGCCGAGUUCUCCAAAUCUGAGGCUCACACCGCCGAUGGGAUCUCCAUCCGAUUCCCUCGCUGCACCCGAAUCCGUGAAGAUAAGGACUGGAAAUCUGCCACUAACCUCCCCCAGCUCAAGGAACUGUACCAGCUGUCCAAGGAGAAGGCGGACUUCACUGUAGUGGCCGGAGAUGAGGGGAGCUCCACCACAGGGGGCAGCAAUGGAGAGAAUGAGGGCACCUCGGGGCCUGCUGUGUCGUGCAAGGCCCCCAGAGCCUCCCCCAAGCAGCCCUCCACUAGUGCCAAGAAGGCGGGAGGGAAGCUGAGUAGCCCCAACAGCAAAGGCGGCAGCAAGCCCACUGCAAAGCCAUCCCCUGUGAAAGGGGGACAGAAGCUGGUCACAGAGUCUUCUCCCUUGAAAACGGGGGAGAAGCGGAAGGCUCCUGAUGAGACCCCAUGCCAAACAAAGAGUAUGGGCCCCGGUUUGAAGGGAGGGAACCAGGAUCAGGUAGGAAAAAUGGGGCCUUUAUGAAGAAAAGGGAGGUUGUUUGGGCUAUUCCUCUGGGGGAUAUGGGGCUCCAGGAGGCUCUGCCUCCCCAAAAUCAGAAACAAGACUGCUCUUUAAGAGAAAAACCACCUGAGAACAAAUCUACACAGGCUGCUUACAAAGAACGGCUCCUGUUCUUUGUAACAGAUCGCCAAGGCCGAUCUAUUUGAAUAAAAAGCAGUUGAGUAUAGAUGAGUGCUGGUCCACAGAACUCUUUGUGGCAAUGUAAAUCUCCGCUGGCUGAUAGGAGACAACCACAUUCAGCUGCUGAGCACUUGAAAGGUGGCUAACAACUGAGAAAAGGGAGUUUUCAUUUUAAUUCGACUCUAAAUGGUCACAUGUGACAUUGGACACUGUGGGUGUAAACAGACCUGGUUCAAAUCCAAGCCCCGAAACUUAACAGCUGUAACCUCAGGCAAGUUAACAUCUGAGCUUCCAUUCCUCCAAGAGGAACGGGGAUAGGAAUUGUGCCUAAAUCACAGGGUUGCUGUAAAGAGUAAGUGCACUCAAGGUCCAUUAUAUGAAGCACUUAGCACAGAGGUUGGCGCACAGCUAUCUACUAGGAAAAUCAACAUUGGCAUGCAUGUCCAAACCCUACCCAGGGUUGGGGCGUGCUGGCCAUUAAUGUCAGAACUGUCAGACCACUUCUACAGCCUCACGUCUGCACGGUACAGCUCACAUUCUGGUCUGAGUGCAGCCUUGUCAGGUUGCCGUCUGGUUAUAGACUGACUUCCGUGUUCUCAGUUCUGCUGACUCCUGAGGGUGAGGUUCUCUUUUCUCUUAUUAUCAACAAAUUAGCAGGCUUGUUUGUUUGUCCUUCCCCUGUGAGUUAGGUUAACGUGAUUCAACCUCUGGAACAUACUUGAGUAUCUGGGCCUGUAAGAUUGAGGACCACUGCCUCCCCCCAGCUCUCCUCCAGUGUGGUCAGCUAAGGUCAUACUCUGCUGGGAGGCUGCUUGCCAGUCAGCUGGGAAGCCAUCUUUAACCUGGCUGCCUGGGUUUCCACCUGCUGGUUAAAAUGUGUUGGGAGGAAGGGGCAGGAGGGGGAGGUACUGCCUUGAUGCUAGCCCAGGCCAUUUGCUGUUUUUGAAUAGGCACCAUUCAGUCUGGCUUCAGUAUCAAGAAUAAGACACUCUUUUAUUCUAUGCUCUGUGGUGACAAAAGCUGCUCCUCCUUUCAGCACUGACCUACAUAAAUUUCCACCCCCCUCUCCAGGCUCCUCAGGCCAAGCAGCUGGACAGGGCAGCAGAACAAGGCUCUCCCCUUAGGAUUCUGCCAAAGGACACUGACACUGCCCUUCAGCCUGGCUGACCUAGACUCAGCCCCACCUGCCUUUACUGGUCGCUUACACUCAGGGUGCACCCUCACAGUAAAGGGGCCCCCGCCAGCUGGAGGGGAUCAUAUCAGUACCGAGCUUGGUCCUUUGGCCCUUCCUGCCUUCUCGGGUGGUAAUUCACUAUUGAAGGUGUUUUGUCUGUUUCCUUCCAGUCUUUCUGACACACGAUUUUUCUUCACAGCUGAGAUUAUACUGUAUAUAUAUUUUCAUAUCCUUUCAUGUAUUUUUCACAGAUCCUUAGCAGCAUCAUCUUAAACCUCCCCAGAAUGUUGGAGGCCUGCCCUCCUUUGGGCCUUGGUUUACAUGCUUCUGGCUGGUAGCAAACAAGACGUCAUCCUGGGCCCUCAUGUGGUCAGCGGCCCAGAAGAAUGAGGACAAAGUGCUGUGGCUCAGCCUCAAGCCUUUACACCCUUUGGGCAAGAUUCCUUCCUCUUUCCUCAGUCACACAGCAGAUCUGCACAUAACCUAGUUUUCCCAAAGGCUGCAGUCUCAGGAGCCCCCUCCCCUGGGCACCUGGUCAGGAAGGUGUGUAUAGGCCUGUGCACACACAGCAGUCUGCCCCUGAGGAUGGGCCAACCUCUGAGCCGCACUCCAAGUACCACAGCUGUAUCCAAAAGCUACCAUCCAUCUCCCAGGGUCGCCUGAAGACUUAACAGGCACACUGGCUAUCCUCAGAUCCCCUUCUACCCACAUCUUUAAGGCCCAUCUCUACCAAAUCAGCAUCAGUGUCUGAACUCACUUGGUGCUGCUUCUAUUUAGUUUUAGGAUUGGUCCUUUCUCUACUCAGCUCUCACUCUCUUCUAAGGCUGUUCCAUGGCCUCUCCCACAUACUAGUUGUGAGAUCUUGAACAAGUCACACCACCACUAAGCUUCAGUUUCCUUGUCUGUUGAACAGGGAUAUCUUGAUCAA